AUGCAACACCUCCGUGAUUCUCUGCUGAGCUCUCUGCCUAGAGGUGCUCCUAUUAUCAUAACGAACGACUAUGCUCGUAGAGACCAGGAAAGUACCCGCCAGUCUAUCGCUCGGGGUGAUUUCAAAGAAAUUCGAGAUGUAGCCUUCUAUGACCGGACCUGGGUCGUUACCAGCCGAUACUGCGAUAUUGGUGAUGGUUUAGAUACUCUUGAAGGCCAUAUUCAUUCCCUGUGGUAUAUGUACUACGAGCUUGGCCGAAAUAUCUCCUCCGAAUCACCUGAACAUGAGGGUAUAGUCCUCGAUAUCGUCCGCAUUCAAGGAAUGGGGCCGUUGACUAGACCUUCACGAGGAACCUGUGGGAUUGAUAUCGCAAGAACCGUCGACGGGACACUUUGGAAUGAUCUCCCCUUUUUGGCUAGCGAUAUGACCGAGUUCUGGAUCAAUAACGGUGGUUCUAUGUCGGGAACACACCGUCUCAACUUUGCAACAUUCCUAGCCAAACUCGCAUCCACUCGUGUCGCUAAGGAUAGGCUGUGCCAAGUUGCACUUCUGAUCUUCCGUGAUCUUUUUGAAAGCUCUAAAACACUCCGGGGUGAGAGCGAGUCAGACGAGGAGGACCUCAACCGUGGUAUCUAUCAGCUUGAGGUCUUUCAACUAUUACCAGCUGCUGUUGCUUGGCUGAAAAAUGGAAACCACAACCUCCUCUUACUAUCAGACGUGUGUUGGAACGAAUGCCCCAGCGACAUCAGCAAGGGUGGCGAGAAGUUCCUUGAAUCGGAGCUCGGACAGCGAUCACCUGCUGGAUUUUCGCCAUGGAGAUACAUGUUCUGGCUGAAGCGACUCCACGAGAUUCAGGAAGAAGCCAAGGAGGCCAAUGAGAAAGCCCUGGAAGAGCUUGCCACUGAUGGAAUCCAGUACAUGGUCAUCAUAAUCAAACAAAGGGAUUCAGAGGUCCUCAGGGCUUACAAGAAUGGUGGCGAUGCCCUGCAUCAGGAUAAGCAUCUUUCGUGUCUGAAGGCUCUCGCACGUGUUGGGGAGCCAGAGUCAUAA
This is a messenger RNA of Penicillium roqueforti, 1050 nucleotides long. RefSeq names its product DUF3632 domain-containing protein. The record is from RefSeq and is a predicted model, not a curated record. The transcript has a single exon. Bases 1 to 1050 code for a protein of 349 amino acids. NCBI's taxonomy places the organism in Eukaryota, Fungi, Ascomycota, Eurotiomycetes, Eurotiales, Aspergillaceae.